AUGAAUUCAGCUUAGGUUUAUCACAUAAUCAGCGAUAAAUUUCAUUCCUUAUACAUGUCAAAUAUCCAUUAAGCUGAAUAAUUGAAUCUUCUUCGAUCUAGAAAUUUAAGGACUAUUAUUUGUGUAGACAAGAGUCCUUCAAAACAUUACACUGAUUUUGCACGAUACUAUGUAAUUAAUUUAUCUUAGUAAAUAGUAAGUGUUUUUACAAGAUGAUAAAUCUACAUAACAACUUUAAAAUAUUUGUGAAUUGAUCUAGAAUGGAUUGAAAUUAUCAUCAAUACUUGUAGUGUGUAAUAACGGGUUGUAAGGAGCACCAACUAUUGUAAUUGCUUAUCUCAUUAGUCGAGGUUGGAAAUACGAAAAAGCAUUCUAUUAUGUCAAAGAAAAACAUAAUCUCAUCAAUCCAAGUCUUUAAUCAAAAAAACAAUUGAUUGAAUUUUAUGGUUAGAUAUCUACUUAGUAACCUAAAGAAGAUGAAUUUACUCGAUUUACUUAGGUUCUUAAAGAGAUGUGGGAUAAAUAAGAUUACUUUGAAAGUUCGCCUUGCUUCGAUCCUCUUACUGACUCUUUUUAAGAUGACGGCACCAAAACACCUGGUUUCAUAUCACCUACUAAUGUACUGAAAAUACGCAAUUCUAUUCGAAAACCAGCCUCUCGUAAAAGCAGUAUGAUUAGAAGUACAUCUUGUAAUCAAAAAAGUGAUCCAAAUGUAUGAUGAAUUUAUAUUAUAGCUUAAUUAUUCAUUUCAUUUUGAUGAAAUUAGAGAAUUAGAUUAAGAAUAAAAAUUAGAAAUCUAAUCUCCAUAAUUCUUAUAAGUUUAAGAAAUAUGUGAAGAGGAAGAAGAAGAACUAGUUAGAUUGAGACAUAGAAGACAUAGAAGAAAUAUAACAAGAAAUAAAAGUGCUCAUUAAAAUAUUUGA
Paramecium primaurelia is the source of this 923-nucleotide messenger RNA. The record is from the annotation of a GenBank genome assembly. NCBI's taxonomy places the organism in Eukaryota, Ciliophora, Oligohymenophorea, Peniculida, Parameciidae.